GGCACACCCUUCAUUGUCUUGCAUUUGACCUCAUGAUUUACAGCAACAUAAUGCCCAUAAACUCGACUGAAAGUGGCUUUGUAAUAAAACAAUGGGCCCCUCUUUAUGAAUAUCAAUAAGAAAAAGAGACAGAAAGAAAAUGCUCGCAGCUCUUGCUCAGUCCAAGUACACCUCAGCUCUCAGAGUCCCAUGGCACCAUUACCCCUGUGCACAUUAUAGUCUACAGUAUCGGAGACUUCAUGGCACGGUCUCUUGCGCACAUAGCGCCAUGCGGACCGCGCUCUUUUUUCCUGGCCAUGGGGUGCAACGUGUGGGAAUGGCCAAACCCUGGGUUGACGGUUUCCCCACUCUUGCCAACCGCUUUUUGGAUGAGAUGGAUAGCAUUUUGGGAUUUCGGCUCUCUCGGAUUAUCUCCGAGGGUCCAAAUUCAGAACUUAACAAGACCGAGAAUACCCAGCCUGCUAUAAUGGCAACAUCGAUACUAAUACUUCGUAUACUCGAAGAGCAUUAUGGAUUCGAUACGAGAUCCCGUGUGAACGUUACACUUGGGCACAGUCUAGGGGAAUUUUCUGCGUUGGUUGCUGGCGGUUACCUUGAUUUCAGUGACGCAUUGCGCCUUGUUCGACGUCGCGCAGUGAUAAUGGCACAGUGUACGCAGCGUGUCUCCGAAGCAUACGGCGGAGAUUAUGGCAUGGUAGCACUUGUAUGUGAGCCAGAUCAUAUGGAUGGAUUGCUUGCAGCCACCCGGGAGUUCCUCAACUUGGCACCCUCCGCUUGGACGGAUGAUUCAACUUCCGGGUCACCCUCUAUCCAACAGGUCAUGCUUGCAAAUAUCAACUCCAGGAAUCAGAUUGUACUCAGUGGGAGCAUUGAAAAGAUAAGGACACUCUUAAUACAGCUUCGUCAAUUUGGAGGUCAUGAUCCGCGUGCCGUGCGACUGAAGAGCGAAAGUCCAUUCCACAAUCCUAUAAUGGCCCCCGCGGCAUGUUAUAUGAGACAUGCAUUGGAGCAAAUAGACCUUAAUUUUCCUGCGCAUUUCCCUUGCAUAUCGAAUGUUUCCGGCUUACCCUUUAGCUCUAGGAGCGAGCUCAAAAGGCUUUUGUCGGAGCAAUGUGUUGAAACAGUGAGAUGGUGGGACAGUGUUCGAUAUCUAGAUAUUGAACAAGGAGUCAAGCGGUGGAUUGGCAUAGGACCUGGGAAGGUUGGCAGAAAUCUAGUUGGAAAGGAAGUAGGGAAAGUUAUGGCAAAAGGCGGCGGUGUUUGGGCUGUUUGCGACCCUCGUGAGCUCGAGGCUAUAUUAUAUUCUUUGGAACAGACAGAACACGAUUAUUGAGGACUGU
This is a messenger RNA of Aspergillus campestris IBT 28561, 1340 nucleotides long. RefSeq names its product ACP S-malonyltransferase. The coding region runs from base 140 to 1333 and encodes 397 amino acids. The transcript is spliced from 2 exons. Gene Ontology annotation, cellular component: mitochondrion. Lineage: Eukaryota; Fungi; Ascomycota; Eurotiomycetes; Eurotiales; Aspergillaceae. Gene Ontology annotation, molecular function: [acyl-carrier-protein] S-malonyltransferase activity. The record is from RefSeq and is a predicted model, not a curated record. Gene Ontology annotation, biological process: fatty acid biosynthetic process.